Messenger RNA from Phymastichus coffea, 1208 nucleotides. It is a transcript of the gene wbl, whose product is annotated as endoplasmic reticulum resident protein 29. The record is from RefSeq and is a predicted model, not a curated record. Gene Ontology annotation, biological process: protein secretion. Gene Ontology annotation, cellular component: endoplasmic reticulum lumen; endoplasmic reticulum. The transcript has 5 exons. The coding region runs from base 438 to 1196 and encodes 252 amino acids. NCBI's taxonomy places the organism in Eukaryota, Metazoa, Arthropoda, Insecta, Hymenoptera, Eulophidae.
AUGAACACACCGCGCUGGACUAGGCGGCUCUCGCCGUGGCUGCCUCUGAUUCGUGGCGACUGCACAGUCGCUACGAUCGCCGUGUUGGUGCCAAAAGCCCACUGUCAGUGUCACUGAGACAACUUAUCCGGCGUCAUCUUUGCAUUAUAGGUCACUAUCUUAAACAAGUUAUAAGUAGCGGGUUUCUUCGGUGCACUUUGCGGUAUAAGCGUACACGCGAAGCUAAGAGGCCAGUGACAGCGUGGCACGGCGCAACGGAAAAAUCGAGAAAGGAACAAGUGGAGAUAACAAGUAGUAUAAAGCUAAGCUAACGAGCUUACAUUUAGCAGACGAGUGUAAAUGCGUCGCCGAAUUGACUCCGAGAGAGCGCAGAGACUGAAAAACAAGUAAAAUAAAGAGUAAUUUGCUGACCACAGAAAGAAAACAAAAUAAAUACGAUGAUGCGGAGCGUCUUCCUCACGGUCGUUUACGCCUUCGUUGCGCUCUGUUUCGACAUGGAACUGUCGGCUGCCGACGAGUGCAAAGGCUGUGUCCAGUUGGAUUCACAUAAUUUUGACAAAAUCAUUCCAAAAUUCAAAGCUGCCGUGGUAAAGUUCGAUGUGGCUUUCCCUUAUGGAGAGAAGCACGAAGAAUUUGGUAAAAUUGCUGCCGCAACGAAAGAUGCAGUUGAUCUAAUAGUUGGAGAAGUUGGAGUGAAAGAUUUUGGAAAUAAAGAAAAUUCCGAUUUAGCAAAACGUUAUAACAUUAGAAAAGACGAUUAUCCAGUAAUACUAUUAUUUGUACAAGGGAAAACAGAGCCAUACAGAUUUACUGCUGAGACUGAUGCAGAUUUUACCGCCGAUAAUAUCAAAAGGUUUAUUAAAAAGAAAACCGAUAUAUACUUGGGAUUGCCAGGAUGCGUUGAAAAGUUGGAUAAAUUGGCCGAUGAAUUCAAGUCGGCGAAUGAAAAAGAUAGACAGGCAAUUUUAAACAAAGCCAAAGUUUUCGAGGAGACGCUACCCGAAGAGCAUCGUCCAGCUGCAAAAGUAUAUGUGAAAAUGAUGGAGAAAAUCAUGGAUAAGGGUGAUGUAUUUGUUCAAACAGAACAAACAAGAAUCGACGGCUUACUCAAAGGAAAAUUAUCUAAAGAGAAAAAGCGAAAUAUGGAAGAGAGGCGAAAUAUCUUACAAUCGUUUACGCACAGAGACGAAUUAUAAGUUUUAAAGUAA